AUGAAUGAGUUCGAACAAUUAGGAGCGCAAGAACUUCUCUCACUGUUAGGUGAUGAUGAAUUGAUGUCAGUUAAAGAAACAGUGACGAAAUCGAUAAUUAAAACGAAUACGAAAGCAGAAACAAUCGAUGCUUGUCUGAAAUGUUCUCAAUCAGCUAUGCAACUGUUACGACGGAAGAAAAUUCGAAGAGACAUUCUCAUGCAGUAUCUCGCGAGAAAAUCCAUACCGGUGGUUGCUGGUACCGACAAGGUUCGAUUGAUCAAACAGAUUAUCGAAUUUUGGAAUAGUGGAUCGUCACCAGCGAUAACAGCGAAUCAAGCUGUACCUACGAUAUUACCCACGAUUUAUCAGUUAUCUCAUCAAUUCACUGAAUGGUUCUAUACUUCUUGGAACACACUGACCACUUUCUCACCUGAACAUUUCUUUCCCGAUUGUGAAUUAACACUUGUACAUGAAAAUCAACAUCGAGUUUUAGGUUCGUAUUAUGUCUGUGAUAUCCUUCGUUCGUAUGUUGCUACCCAAAAUCUACGGUUUUGUCCAAAUAUUCCAUCGAAUAAAGCAGAAGAGUCUAAACAUGGUCUUGUACUCGUUCAAAUUCACGGGACCAUACAUCAGCAUGGAACAUGUGUUGGAAUAUUUGAUCAAGCAUUCGGUUUAGUUCGUGAUCCCAAUCAUAGUAAUAAUUAUUUAAUAAAAUUUACCUUCCUCAACAUGCAAACCCAAACUGCUCAGCAACAAUCGCAAUUAUUAUCAGCAAAUCAUCCCACACCUUCCUAUUUGGUCGACAUUUUGCAGAAUUAUGACACAACUAUCCAACAACAGAUCGACUCGACUGAUUAUAUCAUCGAUGAGGGCGAUGAUAACGACGACGGUGAUGAUAAUGGCAUAAAGCCGAAAUCUUUUCUAAACUAA
Messenger RNA from Adineta ricciae, 912 nucleotides. The record is from the annotation of a GenBank genome assembly. NCBI's taxonomy places the organism in Eukaryota, Metazoa, Rotifera, Eurotatoria, Adinetida, Adinetidae.